Metarhizium robertsii ARSEF 23 is the source of this 1542-nucleotide messenger RNA. RefSeq lists its product as uncharacterized. Lineage: Eukaryota; Fungi; Ascomycota; Sordariomycetes; Hypocreales; Clavicipitaceae. Bases 1 to 1542 code for a protein of 513 amino acids. Gene Ontology annotation, cellular component: nucleus. Gene Ontology annotation, biological process: positive regulation of transcription by RNA polymerase II. The transcript has 2 exons. The record is from RefSeq and is a predicted model, not a curated record. Gene Ontology annotation, molecular function: DNA-binding transcription factor activity; transcription cis-regulatory region binding.
AUGGUCGACGCUGUGCCUGACUUUACGCUAGAAGCACCCGACGUUUCCUCUUUGUCUAUGCUCCCUUUCGAUAUCUUCCCAGAUGGAGAGGAUCGAUUCUUGGAUAGCCACAUGUUUGCACUGCCGGCCAACUCUAUCCAGCUCGCCGGCCUCACAUUAGACGUCGACUUGACCGCUUCUUUGGGCCAGACACCGGCUGGGAGGACUAGUAUUACGGACCAAGGCCUGUCCACAUGGAACCAGAAUCAUCUUUCCACUACGCCUUUGACCCCGGGCAUACCGCAAGCGCCACGCUGGACCGAAGGCCCGGACGCGAACCUGGCGCUGAUAGAAAGCUGUGUUUGUGUGCAGGCUGAGAUGGAUAACAUCAAAGGCAAUCCUAGCAUAGAAGCGUUCCCUACUGGACUAAUGUUCUCUCUGCUCUGCUUGGGAACGUCCGUCUGCUGGCUGGACGCCCGUCUUCUCGGGUUGCCGUUCCUCAAGGAGGCAAAGGCUCUGCUUGGGCGUCUGUCAGAUCAGUGUCUUGACACUCGAGACGAUGCGGCACAAGACUUCCUCUUCUUCAGAAACAGUCUUGUGUACUGGGAAAUGCUACUUGCCGUGGUGAAUGGCGGCGAUAUAGCAGGUGGCACGGAUGAGCUUGUAUCUCGGGAGCGCAACAAGAGCGAAACCAUGACGGACUUGCUGCCGCAUCCUUGGACAGGCAUAUCCAGCAUGACGGCACGUUUGUUCUCCAGAUCUGUCACGCUAUGUAGGGCCUAUCGCCGAAUACUUACCAGGCCCACUGGGAGGGUGAUUGCCCUUUCUGCAGCAAUGGAGGCCUUUCAGGGCGCUCAAAAACUCGAAGAGCAGCUCCUAUCCUUGGACUACUCAUCGGUGAGCAGGAUGAACGAUACCGGUGAUCAAAAAACACCAUGGCUCCAUCUCGCCUGUGCUGCCGAAGCUUAUCAACUCUCUGCCUUGCUUCAACUGUACAUCACCUUCCCGGACCUGGUGUCAAUGCGCUUGCAACUUGCAUCAGCCCUUCCUGACGAGGACCACGCUUCUUGGGAUAAACUCAUUACCCCCUUGGCAUGUGACCUUGUCAAAGUACUGAAAAAAAUCCCCCCAGACUCUGGCAGCCGAGUUAUCCAGCCCAUUCUUUACAUCUGUGCUAGUACCGGCUUGAGAUACGGCCGAUUGGAUACACCAGCACCGUCGGCUCCCCAUCGUUUAGAAACAGGGAUACCUAAUGGAGCAGCGUACUUGGACUGCAUCAACUCCAAUAUUCUAGACUACGUCGAUGGAAUCGUUGCAACAAGUGACAAACAAACAGACUCUAGUCGAGUACCGUUGGAAGAUGCAGGCAUUGGCGCCUCUCGCGAGUUCAUUAUGAAACGUUUAGAUAUACUCGAGAACACUUUACAGCCGCGACCAAUCAGAGUUGCCAAAGACCUGGUGAAGGCUAUUUGGACCGCCUAUGAUGGAGAGCUUCCUGGUUGUAUCUCAGUUCAUUGGUUUGAUGUCAUGGAAGCACAUGAUUUGCGAUCACUAUUUGGAUGA